Nymphalis io (European peacock) is the source of this 2934-nucleotide messenger RNA. Its product is annotated as mucin-5AC. Bases 295 to 2025 code for a protein of 576 amino acids. Lineage: Eukaryota; Metazoa; Arthropoda; Insecta; Lepidoptera; Nymphalidae. The transcript has 14 exons. The record is from RefSeq and is a predicted model, not a curated record.
UUGACGCGUUUGUCUCGUUUAAUUCUUCGUUUCCCGCGUUUCGUUCAACUAGUGCGCGCGCUAUAAAAGUCAUUCCGCGCGCGAACGAAUUUGAACUGCACGCGCAUUUUACGAUCGAAAAUUAAAUGAAAUAAUUUCGAUAUAAAUUAAAUAUUUGUCCUCUGUUAAGUGUUAUUAUAAUGUUAUAACAAAAAUUGAAGUGCUAUUUAAGUAAAAACUUGUGUUUAGUGUUGUGUUUUGAUAAUUAAAUUCGACUCGUUUGCUGAUUAUUAUUAAACGUAAAACACAUAAAUCAUGGCCACAAAAUCGUACAGCAAGCACAAGGAGUACAAAGAGUAUUCCAGCAGCAGAGGCAAUGUGCCCUACACCGACGAACAAUUCGAUAUGAUAAAAUCCGAACUAUUACCGAAAGGCAGUAAGCUGGACUCGCUAGGUCGAAGUGGUGUGGGUACCAGAGAAUACCAUUACGAAUACAAAGAGGAAAAAUUACCUUCUGGCAAGUAUGAUAGGAAAGAUUUGCACACUGUUGAGGAAUACACAAUCCCUCCCAAGACGGUACCAAAGGCUUCUGAGUCUAGCUCUUACUACUACGAAAGGGAAGAGAGGGAACUGCCCUCUAUUACGACUGGAAGUAGGACAUAUAACUAUGAGACAACUGGCACGAGUCCAACACCAGGGUAUUCGAAAGUAAAAAACUCUAAGGUGACGAAGGAAAUGACUCAGAACGUAGAAGAGUUAGACUCGCUGCUCGACGACCUACAAAAGGACCAGGAACGACAGCUUUACAAGAGUGGAUACACUUCCGAUACAGCUGAAAGCACGUCAUUCGACUACAGGAAAGGCACGCCCGCGAAGGCUCCGUCCAGCGGCUACUCGACCCUCAAGCACGAGGAGCGCGUGGAAUCCUCGUCGUGGGGGGUCGCCCCCGCCCCUGCACUCUCGCGCUCCGUGGAGCGAGUGGAGUCGUCGUCGUGGGGGGUCGCCCCCGCGCCCGCUCCCGCACCCACCAUCUCUCGCUCCGUCGAUGUGAGACAACAACUCUACAGGGAGGAGAAGACAGCGGAGUCCCGCGCGCCGCAGUCGGCGGGCGCCGGGUGCGCGCACUGCCACCACUCGGCCUCCAGCGCCACCCUCUCUCGCUCGGGGACGCCUAUGAACAAGGUGACCACGACGGUAAAGACGUACACAUACGAGGUGCCAGCUGACCAGGACCCCACCACCGUACCCAUACCCACCGACCACCACUACACCGAGCACCACCACCUUGACAGUUCCACGACGAGCAGCCCCGCCCCGGCACCCCCAGUCGGCGGUUGCCAGCACUGCUCGCAUUGCAACACCAGGCUCAUCUCGCAAUACCGCUCGACCCACACCACUGACGAUCACUCCAGCGAGCGCGUGUUGCUGGCUCCGCCCACGCACGAGCCGCACAAUGGACACGGCUCUUAUGGUCCAUCAACGUACAAGUACAGCGAGACGACAUACUCGUCGCACGAGGCGCCACGGCUUUCCUCCCCCUCUCCGACCCUUUCUCCCUCCCCCGCGCCAUUCCCUCGCGCCGUCACCCCCUCCGGAGGCACGCAGCAACCCCCCAAGAGACUCGAUGACCUGCUCGCUGAGUUCCCUGAAGCGAGAUUCCCCACACAACCAGACGGCGUGGUGCGACGCAAGGUGGAGGUGACUCAGGGCUCGCACAGCGCUCUCAGGGAUGGUACCAACGCCAACAACGCCAUAAACGCGAACAACACUAGCACCAAGCACACUCCCCCCGUAGUGGGCAGCAAGAACGUUGCCGGACCAGCAGUGUACUACCCACCUGGACAUACGCCCUUCGCCAAGAAGGACGAGCCCGCUGGAGGAUAUCAGUCUAGCGCGAUGAUGGCCGGCGGCGGCGCGUACGCGUCGGGGCGCGGCAUGUACGAGUACGAGGCCGGAUCGCGCAGCAAGGAGAAGCACUCCGAGAAGAAGACCGCCGUGCCCAUCUGUCUGCCGCUGUGCUGCGCCAUGCCCUGCGUCAUCAUGUGACGCGCCAGCUGAUCCGAUUUAAACAAACGACUGAGAUAUCAGUUACAGCGAAAAAUAUUUUUAACACUUUCAUUUUUCAUUAUAAAAAGUAAAUACUUUAUUAUCCUAAGUAUUUUAGGAUCAACCUCAAAUAAUAGAAUUCACCGAAACAAUAAUUUUAUGAAAACCUUUAAAAAUAGCUCUACAGUUGCAAUUGUUCUAAUUAUUUUAUAUAAUAUAUUGUAACUAAAUUGUUUUGAUAAACUAAUUGUUAGUUUGAAUGAAACUUUUGUUUCAUUAAAAUUUAUACAAAUUUAAUUGGAGUUACUUGUAGUUUUAAGACAGGUUUUUUUAUACAUAUGAUUGAAAAUUACAGAGUAAUUGUAAACAGAGUGAUGUUUUUUUGCUCAAAACAAACAAAAAGCAUUUUAUUAUGACAAUAAUGUUAAACAUAUUCAUAGAACAAUUUAAGAAAUAUUUAAAACAAUACGAAUAAUUACAAAUACCCAAGUUACAUAUUUAAUAUUUGUAAAUAUGUAAUUUAGUAAUAAUAAAAAAAAUUAUACGGUAUAUGAUUUAUGUAUCAAUAUAUUUCUCUUAAAUAAUGUUCAUGUAUUUAUUAAAGUGAAGUGUUUAUUUGAACAAUAAAUUAAAUCAAAAUUCGAUAAAAAUAAACAAAUCUAAUUUUGUAACAACUAUUAUAAUUCGAUUAAAUUAAUAGACAAUAUAUUUUACUUAUAUUCAUUCUGUUAUAUUUGUUACUAGUUUAAGUGAUUUCGUCAUAAACAUAAGUUUUCGUAAAGUGAGAACUGAACGAUGCAAUCAACUAACAAUAAUAAUUGUGCCAUUAAUGAUAUUGUAAUGUAAGCGCCUCGUGUUGUCUUACGUGUAUAAAUGAUAUAUUUUUUGAAUAAUAAAUCUAUUAACUGA